AUGGUCAGGGCAAAGAAAAAGCUUCAAACUUAGGUGUAAAGAUUCAAUUUUGAGAAACAAAAUUGAUGAUGCGAACAUCAAAUUUGUCAGAGUGAUUCCCAAAUCAAACUCCAAAAGAAGUUACCAUCAGUUUGAGGCUUUGAGCACAAAUUGUGGUCUCUCCCAGAAAACUUUAAAAAAUAAAAAUUACGAGUACUGAGAGAGAAAAGAAGGUGGGAGUGAGUGAGAAGAGGUUUUCGGCUUUUCGCCCUUUUUUUUGGCGCAGAGCGUGAGGGAGAGUUAGCUUCGGUUUCAUCAUCUUCUUCUUCUGCGUCGUGCGGCCUAACCCUAGAAAGUACCGUUGUAAGCGAGCCCUCUGGGGCGUUCGCAGAUCUGGGUUUGGUCACAGAAUCAGAGGGGAGGGUCAGGGAGAGGGGGGAGGAGUGGAGGAUGAGUGGCAAAGGCGGUGGAGGCGGCGGCUCCGGCAAUGGGAAGGGAAGUAAUGGGUUAGCGGGGGUCCCGGCAGCUUCCAGGAAGAUGGUACAGAGCUUGAAGGAGAUUGUCAGUAAUUUUCCUGAGCAUGAGAUCUACGCGAUGCUUAAAGAGUGUAAUAUGGACCCCAAUGAAGCUGUCAGUCGCCUCCUAUCCCAAGAUCCUUUUCAUGAGGUGAAAAGCAAACGAGAAAAGAAAAAAGAGAAUAAGGACAUACCUGAUUCCAGGUCUCGUGCAACAAAUUACGCAUCUAGUCGUGGUAGUAGGGCUGGCACAGAUCGGCGUGCUGGCACAAGUCAAUUCAAUAGCAGUGGCACUGAUUCUGGUCUCCUGCAGGGGAAACCUGUAUACAAGAAGGAAAAUGGAACAAAUGCCCCUGGAGGUCCUAUGUCUUCUUCUAGCAUUUUGGGGAAUAAUGUGAACUGGCGGAUGCCAUCCCACAGUGAUUCUGUGGCAACUGAAGCAUGUGUGAGUGAUGGACCAUCUUCAUCACAACAUGGGGGAAUGCAAUCCGGAUGGAUGGGGUUCCCAGGUCAAGUAUCAAUGGCUGAUAUUGUUAAGAUGGGUAGGCCACAGGCCAAAAUAUCCGUGCUUAAUUCUUCCAUUAACAGUAAUAGCCAUCACAAUGUUUUGUUACCUCCAUCUGCAUCACAUCAGAGUCAGAGUCUGCACUCAUUGCAUGUGUCAGAGGCAAAUGCUGAUCAAGGCUUUUCUAUUAGCCAUGAUGUUUGUCAGAAUGAGGAAUGGCCUUCUGUUGAGCACCAAUCAGCUUCUAAUGCUUCCUCUAUUGUUGAUGUUCUUCCAAAUUCUGAGUACUAUGGAAUCUCAACGAACUUGGAUGAAGCUAAUCGGCAGCAGAGGUCCCAUCUAGAAGAACGUUUAGUUGAAGAUGCUCCUCUUGAGGCUGCAGACAAUGCUGUACCUGCUUCUAUUUCUGCUAGAAGUAUAUCUGACGAUAAUGCUGGAGGUGCAUCUGUUUUUGAUGAUAACUUGUACAAGGAUAAGAAUCCCUACCAACCUCAAAGGCAUCCUUUUAGUAAUGAUGAAGCAGCAGAAGGUGUUUCCUCAAUGUCCGCACACUUGGAGCAGCUAAGUUUACGGAAAGAUGAUCAGGUGGAAGAUUCAGAGGAGGAAAAUGAUUCUGUUGUGAUUCCAGAUCACCUACAACUCCACAAUCCAGAAUGCUUGAAUUUGAGCUUUGGAAGUUUUGGAUCUGGAACAAAUGCUGCCUUUCCUUCUGGGCCAUACGCAUCUAGGCCUGUGAGAAGCAACUCUGAGGAGACAUCUGCGGCUACUGAUGUGGCAACAAUUGGUCCCUCAGAUUCUAGGCAUUCUGAUUAUUAUGAGGAUGAACAUCUCACUAGUGCCUCUGAUGGAAACUUAGUUCAAAGGACUGAUGUCAGUGCUGGGCCUUAUAAUUCUCCUUCCAUUUCACAGCCAGAGGUGUUAAAACCAGAAUCCCCCCCUGAAGCUGAUCAGGGGAAUCAAUAUUCAUUCCCUUCAUCUUCACAUGGGUUUACUUAUGAUAAUAGCCAACAACAAGAUGUCCCAUAUUCUCACUCACAAACAAACUCACAGAUACAGAACCUUACCCCCUUCUCAAGUGUCAUGCAGGGUUAUACAAAUUCUUUGCCCGGUGCUUUGUUGGGUUCAACUGUUCAAACGGCAAGGGAUGAUAUCCCUUACUUACCUUUCCCAGCAACACAAUCACUGCCUGCAAAAUAUAGCAACAUUGCUUCUUCGAUUGGUGGUUCCACUAUUUCCACGUCUGAGACUUUAAGAGCAAGUAGCAUUUCUACACCUCAACCAAAUUCACAGACUUUGCCAGGUGCCAGCGUUGCUACUGGUCCUUCACUUCCUCAACACUUGGCUGUGCAUCCAUACUCUCAACCAACUCUUCCUUUGGGACAUUUUGCUAAUAUGAUUAGCUAUCCAUUCUUGCCGCAAAGCUAUACCUAUAUGCCAUCGGCUUUUCAACAGGCUUUUCCUGGAAAUGGCACAUACCACCAGUCACUAGCAGCAGCGCUUCCCCAGUAUAAAAGCAGUGUUUCUGUCAGCAGCUUGCCUCAAUCUGCUACAGUUGCAUCUGGAUAUGGUUUUGGGAGUUCAACCAGCAUGCCCGGGGGAAACUUUCCUCUGAAUCCACCUGCUGCCCCUACAGGUACAACCAUUGGCUAUGAAGAUGUUAUAAACUCUCAGUUUAAGGACAACAAUCAUAUGAUUUCCCUACUGCAGAAUGAGAAUUCUCCUAUGUGGGUUCAUGGACCUGCCUCUCGGACGAUGUCUGCAGUUCCAGGCAGCACAUAUUACGGCUUCCAGGGACAAAAUCAACAAUCGAGCGGAUUCCGGCAAAGCCAGCAGCAGCAACAGCCAUCACAGCAUUUCGGACCUCCCGGCUACCCAAACUUAUAUUCUCAGGCAGGCAUUUCUUUGGAACACCACCACCAUCAGCAGCAACAGCAUAAUGCAAGGGAAGCAUCACUUGGUGGUGUUCCUCAAGGCCCUCCUCAAGCUUCCAAGCAAUCUCAGCAGCUAUGGCACCACAGCUACUAAUCACAAAUUAACUCCUGGUUUUUCAGGGUCUUGAAAGUAGCCAAUGCAAGGCAAUUCUACGAAUUAAUAAUUGAAAUGUAUCAUCAUUUGGUCUCAACAGACCUUGACUGGCUGCUGCCCUGUACCACGAGGUCCUCAUAAUUAUGGUCGUGAUGUUUAACGUAGUUGCAAGUGUGCUAAUUUGGUUUUCUCAGUACAUUUGCUUUUUUAUCCUUUA
Messenger RNA from Prosopis cineraria, 3241 nucleotides. RefSeq lists its product as uncharacterized. The transcript has 10 exons. The coding region runs from base 430 to 3024 and encodes 864 amino acids. Lineage: Eukaryota; Viridiplantae; Streptophyta; Magnoliopsida; Fabales; Fabaceae. Gene Ontology annotation, molecular function: protein binding. The record is from RefSeq and is a predicted model, not a curated record.